AGACGAAAACAGUGAUUGAAUUCUUAAUGAACUGAAAAUAUUGCGUCAAGAACAACAACUAAAACUGUUUAUGAGCUAUAUAUUUCUGCGUCCACUGCGGCAAUUCAAACUUUUAUGACAAGUACAGUGAGUUAAGAGCAGCGACUUAAAUUGUUUAUUAGCUAAAACUGCUUCAAAGUUUUGAAAACAGCAGACAUGAAAAAGUAUUUUUUAAUAGUCUCUCGCAAAGAUUGGAACAAAAUCAAGUUUUUAUUGUACAAUAUUUUAGAUAAAACAGGUACAAAAUCAUCUUUUAUUUAUAACAUUAUUGUGUUUCUGUUCUUAGCAGGAGCCGUAAUUUUGCAUAUAGUGUCAACCGUAAACAUUCUAGAAGAAAACUUCAAUUUACGUUUUGCAAUAUUUGUUUACGACUUUUUCGUACUCAUUUUCUUUGGUUUUGAAUUUGUAAUUCGUUUAUUCGUUUGCAGUGCAAACGUAAGAUACUGUGGAAUUCGUGGAAGACUGAUAUACAUCAAGAAAGUUUACACUUUGAUUGAUAUUUUAGUAAUAGUUUCAUCAGUAGUUAUUAUUGUUUUACAUUAUAAUGAGUCGUACAGAGGGACAAUGCAUUAUGCUAAUUAUUUUCAAAUAUUACGAUUGGUUCGAAUUGAUAGAACAAAAGGUCAUUUAGAAACAAUGUGGCAGGCAAUUUAUAGUCACAGAAAAGAACUUUUAACAUGUUACUUUUCUUGUAUAUCUAUACUCGUGCUAGGAACUUAUAUCAUUUUCCUAAUGGAAAGUCAAUCAGAGCCAACAGAUCACAGCAUUGAUAAUAUGAUGAAUGGUUUAUAUUGGGGUAUUGUAACAUUUACAACAACUGGAUAUGGAGAUUAUGCUCCACAAACAUGGUACGGGCAGCUGAUCACUGGACUUUUGUGUAUGAUAGGAUGUGCUUUCUUUGCGCUUCCGGCUGGUAUCUUAGGCUCCGGAUUUGCUUUGCAAGUCUCUAAAAAGAAAAAAGAAAAAGGUUCAAUAAAAGUGAAAAAUCCUGCCGCAAUAUUAAUUCAAUGCGCGUGGAGAAAUUAUGCAGUCAAAAAUUUAAACUCGAAAGCAACGUGGAAAUAUGUAAUAUCAAAAAUUGCGGCUGAAAAAGAAAAAGCCAACGCUGCUAAACAACUCAGUUCUCGAGUAACAACUUUCAGCAACUUAAACACUGACGACCAUAUUAACAGCGCUGGUAUAAUUCAAAGUUCAAAUUUAAAAACACCAAAAAGAAAAGAUCACAAGGAAAAGUCAAAAACAAACGGAGCUGGGCAACCUAAUUAUGAUACUACAUCAAAUUAUCGAGGAAUAAGUUUAAUAAGAAGCUCUGACACAAGAAUUGUAAAAAGUUAUGAUAAUAUUGAUCACGUUGUAAGCGCUGGCAUAAUUGAAAAUUCAAGUUGUGAAAAUUUAAGAAGAAAUUAUCAAAUAGCAAAGUUUAACGAAAAAACUAACGCGAAUAAAAAAGUAACAAUUUCUAUUGAUCAUGUGAAUAGUGUUGGUAUUAUUGAAAAUAGAAACUUAAAAACGCCCAAAAAAAUAUUUAAUAACAAAAACCUUCGACAGAAAAGUUUUAAAAACAAAACAAAUGAAAACUGUUUUGACGAGCUUGUUGAUAUUUUCUUAAAACAUAACCAAUCAGAGUGCUGGUCUGCUGAGAUCCCCUUUAAAUAUAAAUUCCUAUAUAACUUUAUUAGCAUUCUUAAAGUAAUUUUAGCAGUGAAAUUCUUUUCUGUCACUAGACACCCCUACGUUAAUCUUGAACAUAUUCUUCAGAUAAAUAAUUUGAGUCUUUCAUGCUCGUCGUCUCUUUUAAGAGAAAUAAAAAGCACCAUUGGGCUAAUACAGUCUGAAAUUAAAGAUUUGCAAAAAGAGAUUCAAGAACUGAAAAACUCAAAAAACCAAAGAAAAUAUUCUAGUUGCAUUGACAAUGAUAAUAUCAACUUACGUUACUGAAAAUAAUGACAUUAAAUUGUUGAAGAUUUAAAUAAUUUAAAAAGUGUUGAAGUUAUAAUGAAAUACCGAGUCGCUUUAUUGAAGAUAAAUUCAAAAGAUAAUGUUUAUAGCCGGAUUAUAUCAUAUUAGCUUUUCUGGAAAGAAACGCCUUUUAAUUAUCAUUCAUUUUUAAAGUAUUUUAAUUUAAGAUUUGGAUAAAUACCGUUUUUUUGUUAGAACUUUUUUUGGAUAACUUUUUAAUACUAAAUAUUUUUAAACUAUUAUAUUAUGAGAUU
Hydra vulgaris (swiftwater hydra) is the source of this 2252-nucleotide messenger RNA. Lineage: Eukaryota; Metazoa; Cnidaria; Hydrozoa; Anthoathecata; Hydridae. The record is from RefSeq and is a predicted model, not a curated record.